Molecule: messenger RNA, 2261 nt
Organism: Rhipicephalus microplus (southern cattle tick)
Lineage: Eukaryota; Metazoa; Arthropoda; Arachnida; Ixodida; Ixodidae
Product: putative RNA-binding protein CG14230
Molecular function (GO): RNA binding
Source: RefSeq, a predicted model, not a curated record
CAUGGCGUCGUGCGUAGUUUUCCACGUGUAGUCGCGUUCUGUUAGUGCUGUGUACGGGUUCUGUGGUAGUGAACGGCAGUGGCUAGCUUCCUGAGCUAUUGAAUUGUGAUCUGACACGUGAAGAAGUGGUGUGCAACGCUGAGAUAACGCCCCAGGUGUAGCAACCGCGAUGAAGAAACGUCUCUUCGUCGGCAACCUCGGUUCUGCAGUGACUGACAGCGAACUUCGGGAGAAAUUCGCCAGGUUCGGCGAUGUCGAAAAUGUCGAGCUGCAUACCAAGAAGGAUGAGUCGGGAAGGCCUUUCAAGACUUUCGCUUACCUCGACUUAAACAUCGAUCAAGAGAACCUCGUGAACUGCAUCAAAACUUACAAUAACACCAAAUGGAAAGGCAGUGCCAUAGUUGUUCAAGUAGCCAAGGAAAGCUACAUUCAAAGGAUUCAGCGUGAAGCCAAGGCUCGUUCUGCCCAGGACACAGAAAAAGCGCCCUAUGAUUCUGCCGAGCCAGCCCCUCUCAGAAGACCUGCUGAGAUUAAGAUUAAGAAGCCUGAUUGGACGGAGAGAUCUGCACAUUUCAGGCCAGAAAAGUCUGACUGGUCAGGCAGAACUUCGGGGCGGCUAGAAAAUGAAACCUACGACGAGUCUGAAGGGGGCUUGUUGCAAGAGGGCCGGGCAUCACGAACACCCACCAUGCGACAAAAGAUAACCAAAGGCGAGUUUGCCGAUGAGAAAGCCUUUCUUUUUGAUGACGAGGAGCAACCCAGCAAUGACAAGCCUGUGCCACAGUGUAAGGCAGAUGUCGCCCUCCUGCGUCAUGCCUGGGGUUACCGCCUGGGUGCAGGCUUUGACAAAGGCCACGGUGGUGGAGACGACGAUGACUUUGGGCGCCUGGGUGCAGGCUUUGACAAAGGCCACGGUGGUGGAGACGACGAUGACUUUGAGGUGGUCCCCAGCAAAGAUCCCGAGAAGGAGCAAGAAGCCAAGCGACAGGCAGCCAAUGCCAAGCGUCUGGCAUCGGUCAAGCAGCGCUUUGCCGAGAGCGACAUGCAGCGGCGGCUACUCCGAUCGGCACUGACAUCUGUGGAUAACUCAGACCGCAAGCGACACAUCGUGUUCAACGACAGUGAUGAAGAAGAAGCCGUUGUGACACCCUCUGUCAAGGCGUCUGCGACCACACAGUCGAAGCUGACCCUUUUCGAUGAUGAGGAAGAAGAGCAAGGUGAUGAGGAAAGUCCAGACUACAACUUCAGGCUAAGGCCACAGUUCGAGGGCCACAAAGGUCACAAGAUACUGGAGCUGCAGUCCAAGUUUGGCACGGACGAACGAUUCCGCAUGAGUGAAAAUUUCUUGGAAAGCGAUGACGAAGAGUCUGGUGGUGUCCAAGGGGAUGAAGCUGCCGCAGAUGAUGAUUCCCUAGACCCCAGAAAAGAGCGUGAGCGUAACUUGGACAUUCUCCAGGAUGUCUUGGGGCCAGUGGCACCCAAGAUACGCCCUAAGGCCAUCUUCAGGGAUACUACACAGCUACGUUUUGACCCAACUAAGGAGAGUUCUUCCAAGUUUGAGAUCAAGCCAGAAUCCAAGGCGUCGAAAAGAAAGAAAAUGCGCACAGAGGAAGAGAGUGCUGCAGCUGUGCCGCAGGUGUCUGGUGAGCAAUUCUACGAAGUGACCUCUGACCUGCAGGAUGCCCUGAAAAACCGGUCGUCAGGGUUCAGCCUUUCCCAGAUGUUCGCCGAACAGCUGCAAGAUGACGACAUGCAAGGGGAACCCUUCGGCAGCAGCAGUAGCAGUGAGGCUUCGGAUGAUGAGCAGACCAAAUAUCGCAGCCGUGUCCAGGAGGUGAAAGGCAAAAAGUCUGGGCUCCAAGAUUUCUUUCGCGCAGACAAUGACACCGGCGAGCCUGCAGAUGCCCUUCCUUCUGCAGCACCUGACGGGACAGGCGAUGAUGAAGGUCCUAUGAGUGACGUGUUUCGAAGAAUGGACGACCACCGCUUUGCCACCGUUGUGGACCGGCCUCUGUUUUUCUUUGUGCCUGGUGAUCGCCGCCUUCUUGAAGGAGCCAAGUUCUUUAGGUGCCAGAGCGAUCCAGAGACUAUAAGGAACAACUUCUUUAAUAACAAGGUCGCCCUCGUCAAGCUUUUGCUGUCCAAACGCAAGAUGGCAAAGAGGGCACUCGAAAGAAAGCUGGGCAAGAAGGCUGGCAGCCAGCAAUGGAGGCUGGGAAAGCUCAAGAAAAAAUGAAGUGUAAUAAAGUAAGCAAACUGCA